AUGGCAAUACUUCCUUCUCCGGACGACGGCCCUAGCAAAGUCCGGGCGUAUUUGCUUGAUCUCCUCAUUCAAGAACACGAGGCCCCUCCCGAACUCGCUCAAACCUCUGCCGAUAAGUGGGUGUUAGGUCACGGUAGCGACCUACGGCGAACAUCUCGUGAGGGAUUUAGCCAGCUUUUCGGGCAGUCAGUGGGUCCGUAUCUGUACCAAAGCAUCAAGAGAGAUGUUGAAGCCGAACGGCGGUCGUCCCCUACGUGGAAACGCACCUACUGGACCAUGAUCACCGUCAGCGUUGCUGCCGUAUUCUUCCUGAUCCAGGCAUAUAACUCUCGCUCGCAGGCGCAGACAGUGGAUAACUUAGGAUACGCGAUGGUGGUGUUUGGGCCGACUAUGUUCUUCUGUGCGUUUGGAUCGCCAAACGAGGAUAUAUUCGGUCUAGCAUUUAUCGCAGGGCUUUUGGUGUCAGCUGGAGCAGGCUUUUGGUGUGUGUUCAAGCUAAUAGGGUGA
This is a messenger RNA of Penicillium riverlandense, 507 nucleotides long. RefSeq lists its product as uncharacterized. Lineage: Eukaryota; Fungi; Ascomycota; Eurotiomycetes; Eurotiales; Aspergillaceae. The transcript has a single exon. The record is from RefSeq and is a predicted model, not a curated record. Bases 1 to 507 code for a protein of 168 amino acids.